GUUUCUUUAUUUUCCCCCGCGGAGCUGAAGCUGCCCGUGGAAAAGAAAACAGCACUGACAGCUGUGAUAGCGGAGAGGAGAAACAGCAGGAGAGCAGAACCCCUGAUAAGAGGAGGAACCAAACGUUACAGGGGAAGAAAACUGGAGGAUCUAAAGCGUCUCCUGCAGAAGAAGAGCAACCUGGAGGAGGCACAGCAAGAGGUCCAGCGGGCCCCACAGAACCAUUUCACCAUGAGUAUGUCUGGGACUCUGGAGAAGGGCGCCCACCACCAAGCUCUGGACCUGUCAGAAGAACUGCCGCCUCCUCUGCACCACCACCACUCCAACCACCACCUUCACCUCCACCACUCCAACUCCAUGGCCUCCACCUCCGCCGUAGGCGGGGGCAGAGAAACUCCCUCGCGGGUUGUCAUACCUCCCCCGUACUCUGCGGCCGAGAGCGGGGGCGGGGGGAGCGAGGCUCCCCUGGAGCUGCGGGGUUCACUCGACUGCUGGGCCUGCUCGGUUCUGGUGACGGCCCAGAACCUGGUGAUUGCUGCCAUCAACGCCUGCCUCGCCGGACUGGUGUUCGGCACCAUUCUGACCCCGGCCAUCGUCAUGGUCCUGUUCGGCUUCCUGUGCCACUCCUCGGUUAAGCCCCACGGGAAGAACCCCUACUGCUCGGACCUGCUGACGGACGGCGGCUGCGUGGCUCUGCUGGUGGUGGGAUUCCUGUUGGUCACCCCCCUGCUGGUCCUGGCGCUGGCUGCGUACUGCCGCCUGGCUCGCCACCUCCAACUGGGCCUGUGCUUCAUCCCGUACAGCCGGGCCGUGUACAAGAACCUGCCGGCCUCCCAGCACCGCGGCCUGGGCACAGGGUGCUGCGGAGGCGGAGAUGCAGCCGACAGCGGCGGGAAAGGAAAGGUCUGGGUGUGAGAGCAAGAAGACAGGGGGAGGGUAAUUAUAAAGGGAAGAGGACGAGAUUCUUAUUGGCUGUUAGUAACUUUACAUCAACACCAUGAAGUAUUCAUCGGAAUAGGAAACGCAGAUGCUUAAAUCAAUGUAAUCCAAAAAAUUUGUAAAAGUACUUCUCGUAAAGAAUCACAGGACUGUUUAUGUCACUUCUAAGAUUGUGUUAUUUCCUUUUUUCUAAUAAAAAUUGAAUUUGCA
Molecule: messenger RNA, 1149 nt
Organism: Oryzias latipes (Japanese medaka)
Lineage: Eukaryota; Metazoa; Chordata; Actinopteri; Beloniformes; Adrianichthyidae
Gene: tmem88b
Product: transmembrane protein 88 b
Cellular component (GO): plasma membrane
Molecular function (GO): PDZ domain binding
Source: RefSeq, a predicted model, not a curated record